Molecule: messenger RNA, 2550 nt
Organism: Ornithorhynchus anatinus (platypus)
Lineage: Eukaryota; Metazoa; Chordata; Mammalia; Monotremata; Ornithorhynchidae
Gene: ELMO3
Product: engulfment and cell motility 3
Exons: 21
Coding region: 88-2253 (721 amino acids)
Biological process (GO): actin filament organization; cell motility
Source: RefSeq, a predicted model, not a curated record
CCUCCGUCCCUCGGGAUCCCUACCCGGAACUGCUCGGCCGCUCCCUAGGGAAGCCCAGGGCGAGCGGGGAGCGCGGCGUUGCCGACCAUGGCGCCCCCCCGGGAUGUAGUGAAAAUCGCCAUCGAGCUGGAGGGGGCCAACCCGCAGCUCAUCGAGCUGGACCAGGCCAAGCCCUUGACUGCAGUCCUGAAAGAGCUGUGCGCCAAGUGGAACCUGAGCGAUUGGGAACACUAUGCCCUGCAGCAUGCCGACGGUCACCGGCGCUACGUCACGGAGAAUAACCGAGGGGAGAUCAAGAACGGGAGUAUCCUCUGCCUCAAACCCUCCCCGGAGCAGGAGGUGGAACAGCUGCUGGGUGGGCUGCAGGCUGGGGGCCAGGAGGGGCGGCGCCCGCUGCUGCGGCGACUUGCAGCCCUGGCCCCUGACCUCACCUUUGCCCGGGAGUUCAUCAGUCGGGACGGGCUGCAGAAGCUUGAACUCAUCGUGGAGCAUGGUGACGACCUGGGUGAAGUGCUGGCUCUGGCGCUGCGGGCCUUCUCGGAGCUCAUGGAGCAUGGUGUGGUGUCCUGGGAGACGCUCAACCCGUCCUUGGUCAGAAAGGUGACUAGCUAUGUGAAUAUGAACCUAAUGGAUGUAUCGGUGCAUCAGCUGGCACUGGGGUUGCUGGAGAAUGUGGUUCUGAACAGCUCUGUAUUGGGCCAGAUAGUCAAGAACGAGAUCCCUGUGGAUAGACUGCUCACCCACCUGCAGGUGAUUAACCAACAGCUGCAGACCAAGGCCAUGGCACUGCUCACGGCACUGCUGCUGGGGGUCACUGUCCCUGAGCGCAAGAUCAUGUUGGACGACCUGUGGCAGAAGAACCUUCGCCUGUACAUCCAAAAGAAUAUCAUCCACAGCUCGGCACCCCUGGGGGCAGAGAUGGCCCAUCACUUGUAUGUGCUGCAGGCUCUGAGUCUGGAGGUGUUGAAGCCACGCAUGCAGACGCCUAUCGAUCCCUUCAGCCAGGAGCAGCGAGAGCAGCUUCAGUCCCUGCGCCUGGCUGCUUUUGAGCCAGAUGGGGGGUCCCCCACAGGGGGACUCAAUACUGAGCGCCGACAGUCCCUCUGUGCUCGCGAGUUCCGCAAACUGGGCUUUUCUAACAGCAAUCCUGCUCAGGAUCUGGAACGUGUGCCCCCUGGUCUGCUGGCCCUGGACAACAUGCUCUACUUUGCCCGCCACGCGCCUAAUGCCUACAGCCGGUUUGUGCUGGAGAAUAGCAGCCGUGAGGACAAACACGAAUGCCCCUUUGCCCGGAGCAGUAUCCAGUUGACUGCGUUGCUGUGUGAGCUGCUGCAUGUCGGGGAGCCCUACUCAGAGACAGCCCAGGACUUCUCCCCGCUGUUCUUUGGGCAGGAUCACACCUUCCACGAACUCUUCUGUGUCUGCAUCCAGCUGCUUAACAAGACCUGGAAGGAGAUGCGAGCCACUCAGGAGGACUUUGACAAGGUGCUGCAGGUGGUGCGAGAGCAGCUGAGCCGGGUGCUGGCUCAGAGGCCGAGCUCGCUGGAGCUGUUCCGCUCCAAGGUGAACGCCCUGAGCUACGGGGAGGUGCUACGGCUGCGGCAGACGGAGAGACUCAGCCAGGAGGGCACCCUGGCCCCACCUAUCCUGGAGCUGCGUGAAAAGCUGAAGCCAGAUCUCCUGGAGCUGAUCCGUCAGCAGCGGUUGCUGCAGCUUUGUGAGGGGACGCUCUUCCGCAAAGUCAGCAGCCGGAGGAGGCAGGACAAACUUUGGUUCUGCUGCUUGUCUCCCAACCACAAGAUAUUACACUAUGGAGACGUGGAGGAGGGCUUGAGCCAGCCUACUGCCGAGAGCCUACCGGAAAAACUCCCUGUAGCAGAAAUGCGUGCACUGCUCGUGGGCAGGGACUGUCCCCAUGUCCGGGAGAAGGGCUCCGGGAAGCAGAACAAGGACGUCUGGGAACUAGCCUUCUCUGUCGGCUAUGACCUGGGGGAGGAGGAGACAGCCUAUCUCAAUUUCAUCGCUCCCUCCAAGCGAGAGUUCCACCUUUGGAUGGAUGGGCUCAAUGCCCUGCUGGGUAACCCCAUGAGUAGCGAGCAGACGCGAAUGGACCUGGAGUUGCUCCUGGCCAUGGAGACGAAACUGCAGCUGCUGGAACUGGAAGCUGUGCCCAUCCCGGACAGGCCGCCCCCCGUGCCUCCACCACCCAGCAACUUCAACUUCUGCUGUGACUCCGGCGUGGCCGAGCCUUGAGGGGAUGGGUGGAGAGUGGGGAAAGGAACAGAGACCCCAAGGUCUCUCCUGAUAUUGCCCUCGUCUUAUGGCCCCACUGGGCUGCACACGCCAGGGAGAAUGAGGGGAAUUCAUUGGUGGAGGGCAAUGGCUUGAUUUGACUGUAAUAAUCAUAAUAGGGGCUCCUUUGGCCCCUAACCCACAGGAGCGCAAGAUCAGUGUCUCACUGUGGGGGAUGCUGCUACCCAGAUACAGUGGCUUCUAGCUCAGGAAUAAAGAGGUCUGUGCCCAGGGCGCGCACACCUGUGUGAGCAUGAA